AUGACGCAAAUGAAGCCAAUGCGAAUCUCUAUGGAGCGCCCAUUACGGUGGUGGUGAGUGACGAGUGAUGACACUCUGUACCUAUCCUUUACCCCUCGUUUACUCUAUAUAUUUGGACCUUCUGUUCUCUCUUUGACGCAAAUCAUCGAACACAAGAGAACAGAACAGGAACAGAAAACAGAGCCAGAACGAAAGAAAGAAGUUGGAGGAAGAUGGGCGGUUCCUAUGAUACAGCCGAAGGAGUAGAAAUCAGAGGUCGAUACGAUGAAGAAUUCGCGAAGAUCCUGAGCAAGGAUGCCUUGCAAUUCGUGGCGGAUUUGCAGAGAGAGUUCAAAGGUCGCAUCAAGUAUGCACUGGAGUGUCGGAAGGAAGCGCAGAAGAAGUAUAAUUCAGGGGCUUUGCCUGGUUUUGAUCCCGCCACCAAAAAUAUUAGGGAUGGUGAUUGGGUCUGUGCGCCGGUACCAGCUGCUAUGGCCGACCGGAAAGUGGAGAUUACGGGUCCCGUGGAUCGGAAGAUGGUCAUCAAUGCUCUGAAUUCCGGUGCUAAAGUCUUCAUGGCUGACUUCGAAGAUUCACUCUCACCUACUUGGGAAAACCUCAUGAGAGGCCAAGUAAACCUGAAGGAAGCAGUGGAAGGGACAAUAAGCUUCCAUGAUCAGGCGAGGAACAAAGUUUACAAGCUCAAUGAUCAGACGGCCAAGCUCUUCGUCCGAGCUCGAGGAUGGCAUCUGCCCGAGGCCCACAUCUUAAUCGACGGUGAACCGGCUACCGGCUGCCUCGUCGAUUUCGGCCUCUACUUCUACCAUAACUAUCCUAAUUACCGACGCACCCAAGGUCAAGGUUUCGGCCCAUUCUUUUAUCUGCCCAAGAUGGAGCAUUCAAGGGAAGCCAAAAUAUGGAACUCAGUGUUUGAGAAGGCAGAAAAGGUGGCAGGAAUAGAGAAAGGAAGCAUAAGAGCCACAGUUCUGAUAGAGACACUGCCUGCAGUGUUUCAAAUGAAUGAGAUCCUAUAUGAACUAAGGGACCAUUCAGUUGGGUUGAACUGUGGUAGAUGGGAUUACAUCUUCAGCUAUCUCAAGACAUUCCAGGCUCACUCAGAUCGGUUGCUCCCUGACCGUGUUCAGGUUGGCAUGGCUCAACACUUCAUGAGAAGCUACUCUAACCUCCUCAUCCGCACUUGUCAUAGGCGUGGUGUGCACGCCAUGGGUGGCAUGGCAGCUCAGAUUCCAAUCAAAGAUGAUCCAGUAGCAAAUGAAGCAGCACUAGAGCUGGUAAGGAAGGACAAGCUGCGAGAGGUGCUUGCCGGUCAUGAUGGGACUUGGGCAGCCCACCCAGGUCUAAUCUCACCCAUCAUGGAAGUCUUCAGCAAGAACUUAAGCAACCCUCACCAAAUCCAAACCAUGAAAAGGGAAGAUGCAGCAAACAUCACUGAAGCAGACCUCUUACAGAGGCCUCAAGGUGCAAGGACAAUGGAAGGUCUCCGACUAAACACUAGAGUUGGUAUCCAAUACGUUGCAGCUUGGCUUACUGGAACUGGGGCAGUACCUCUUUACAAUCUCAUGGAAGAUGCUGCAACUGCUGAGAUCAGUAGGGUUCAGAACUGGCAAUGGUUGAAGUAUGGAGUUGAAUUGGAUGGAGAUGGUCUUGGUGUGAAGGUGAGCUUGGAUCUCUUUGGGAGGAUAGUUGAAGAAGAGAUGGCUAGGAUUGAAGAGGAGGUGGGCAAAGAGAAGUUCAAGAAGGGAAUGUACAAGGAGGCUUGCAAGCUUUUCUCCAAGCAAUGCACAGCUCCCACCCUGGAUGAUUUUCUGACUUUAGAAGCCUAUAACCAAAUUGUCAUCCAUCACCCAGAUGGAUCUGCUAGGCUCUGAGAAAGAUUACCAUCUGGCCAAAUAUCUUGUGUCACAAUUUUCUGCUGCAACAUCUUCAUCUUGAGUCUUGUCUUUGUUUGAUACCAGUAAUAAAAAUCUGUCACUGAGAGUGUCAA
Molecule: messenger RNA, 1984 nt
Organism: Macadamia integrifolia
Lineage: Eukaryota; Viridiplantae; Streptophyta; Magnoliopsida; Proteales; Proteaceae
Product: malate synthase, glyoxysomal
Exons: 4
Coding region: 213-1868 (551 amino acids)
Biological process (GO): glyoxylate cycle
Cellular component (GO): cytoplasm
Molecular function (GO): malate synthase activity
Source: RefSeq, a predicted model, not a curated record